This is a messenger RNA of Eutrema salsugineum, 1064 nucleotides long. Its product is annotated as GTP-binding protein At2g22870. Bases 35 to 946 code for a protein of 303 amino acids. Lineage: Eukaryota; Viridiplantae; Streptophyta; Magnoliopsida; Brassicales; Brassicaceae. The transcript has 4 exons. The record is from RefSeq and is a predicted model, not a curated record. Gene Ontology annotation, molecular function: GTP binding.
AAAAGAACACAGAGCUCUGCAAAAACACACAAAAAUGAGGCUUCUCCGAUGUCGAUCCUUGAUAAAUCUCGCUCCUUUAUUACCUUCACAGUUCAAAUUUCACAAAUUCCACCCAACCCGAUUCUUCUUUACUCCCAAUUCCAUCUCUAUCCCACAAAUCUCAGCUUCUUCUCUCCCCACGAACACCAAAUCAACGACGAACCGUUCGAUUUCCGAUUCUGCUCGCUUCGCUCGCUCCGUCUUGUUCGUGCCUCCCGGUGUUGAAAUCGAGGAGCUAACGGAUGAUAUGGUGCUUCCGGGCUCCAAUAUAGUAAUCGGACCUUUCGCGGAUCAUUCACAGAUCAAAGAAGUCGAAUUCGUCAAGAGCAGUGCUCGAGCUAGAGACUGUCCUAAAGAUGAUCGUCCAGAGAUUGCGAUUCUAGGUCGUUCUAAUGUCGGAAAAUCCUCGCUUAUCAAUUGCUUGGUCCGGAAGAAGGAAGUCGCUCUCACUUCCAAGAAACCUGGGAAGACUCAGCUUAUAAAUCACUUCUUGGUGAAUAAGAGUUGGUACAUUGUGGAUUUGCCUGGUUAUGGAUUUGCUAAAGUUUCAGAUGCUGCGAAAACGGAUUGGUCUGCGUUUACUAAAGGUUACUUCUUGAAUAGAGAUACACUUGUUUGCGUGCUUCUUCUGAUCGAUGCAAGUGUUCCUCCUCAGAAGAUUGAUCUUGAUUGUGCGAAUUGGCUCGGUCGCAACAAUGUACCAAUGACUUUUGUGUUUACUAAAUGCGACAAAAUGAAAGCUGCGAAAGGGAAAAGACCUGAUGAGAACAUUAAAGCUUUCCAACAAAUCAUUAGAGAGAAUUUUAAGCAACAUCCUCCUUGGAUUUUGACGAGUAGUGUAUCCGGUUUAGGCAGAGACGAGCUUCUCCUUCACAUGUCUCAGCUGAGAAACUACUGGGAUCAGUAGGAGCUGUUAUAAUGAAAAAAGGUCUCUUUGAAAUGGCGUUUUUGUAAUGUAACAGUAACAACAAGUUUGUAUACAUAACAAUGUUUCAAAUGGUGAUAUUGAAAGAGACAAAGAGUUA